UUCUUCAGUAGGUUAAGUUACUAAGAGUUUAAGCGAUUUUUAAAUAGGUAACACUUAGAUAUGUUGCGCUUAGCUCUGCUGAUCGGUGUUUUACUACUAGCAAGUGCAGAAGAUAAGGAAAAGGAAGAUGAAUCUCUACUAAAACGUCUAGUGUCUCGACUUCCUAACACUGCCAAUUUAUCAAAAUUGGUGGAAAAGGUGGGUGAUAGUCUAAGAGAGGCUGUUAAUAAACUACCAAAGAAUAAUUCCCUAAUGAAGCUAGCAGAUAGAGUAGACGGAGGGGUAAAGAAGGUUGUAGAUACAAUAAAAUCUCCUGAAUCUUCGGACACACUACACUCUUUAGGUGAAAGAGUGAGAACAGGAUUGAAGACCCUAACAACUCUUCUACCAGCUCCGAAAUCUGACGAUGAUGAUAAAAAGAAAAAACCUUUUGCUUUAGACAUAAAUAUACCACACAUUUUUUCCUUANUUUAUGUUGGCCAUAUCCGUGUUACGUCCACUGUUAGAUUUAAAUAUCAGAAGAAAGAAAAAACAAGAGGAAGCCAAAGAAAGGAAAGACGACAUCGAGAAAGAGGAGGAUGUCAAGAAGGACAAGAAGGAUGUUUAAUAAGAAAAUAA
Centruroides sculpturatus (bark scorpion) is the source of this 618-nucleotide messenger RNA. RefSeq lists its product as uncharacterized. The record is from RefSeq and is a predicted model, not a curated record. Lineage: Eukaryota; Metazoa; Arthropoda; Arachnida; Scorpiones; Buthidae. The coding region runs from base 61 to 618 and encodes 185 amino acids. The transcript is spliced from 4 exons.